Molecule: messenger RNA, 801 nt
Organism: Phialemonium atrogriseum
Lineage: Eukaryota; Fungi; Ascomycota; Sordariomycetes; Cephalothecales; Cephalothecaceae
Exons: 4
Coding region: 159-545 (128 amino acids)
Source: RefSeq, a predicted model, not a curated record
CGUUUCAUCCAAUCACGGCUUCUUUUGAUCUUGAACGUCAGAGCUUCGCUUCCAUUUCCAUCAUACGAGAUUCAAGCAACGCCUGAACACCACAACUGAAGUCGGCCUUCAACGUCAACCCACCCUCGAGACCCAUAUCGAACCUGCGAAACGAAACAAUGGCAUCCUUCAUUGCUCGCAGAGCUUUCUCUACAACCGCCCGCCGGCUUGGGUCGAGCGAGGAUGCCCUGAGGCAGGAGUCCAAGCGCAACCCCGAGAUCAUGAUCCUCGGUGGUGUUAUGGUAGCCGCAUUGGCUGGCGCCGGUUUUUACUUCGGGCGAUCUCCCACAACAUCAACAUCCGAGUCGGCCGUUUCCAUUUCCAAGGCUGGCAUGCCCUGGGAGACCGACGGUGCCGAGGGCAAAUACAAAUACCACCCUCAGGGCGACGUCAACGCGGCUCCCAAGGAUGCCCCGAGUGCUAUCAACGUCGUCGUGGUCCCGGAUGUCAACCUUCCCAAGAAUCUUCAUGACAAGUACAACAAAUGGGGCAAGGAUGGCUACUAGACUCUAGGACGAGACAAAAUGGCGAAGGGGGAUUGGAACCGAGAUUUGGAUGGCUCUGUAGAUAGACUGGUUUACCAUCUGGGGACUUGUUGGGACCUGUAUAACUCGAAGAGACUUUUGUGAGACCCCCGUGCACCAUUUGCGUUGUGCAUGUUCUCUCAACGAAACCCCUCUGCCAGGCAAGCACCAUAUCUCUACCGGCUUGUCAACACCUGCCGAGAGUUUUCGACACGUUUUAGUGGUUUCCGAAUAUCCC